CAAUAGGGUCUGCGGAUCGCGAUGAGGCAAGGGCCCGCAUAAUUAAUCACCCAGAAACGUACUCCGUGAACAAUUGCUUUAUUGAAACUGUUCUAGUCGACAUUUCAACGCUCUUCGGAAGACCAUACCCUCACAGCUUACGGCAAAAUGAGAACUACGCUACUUGUGGCUGCUCUCUCUGGAGUGAGUAGUGUGAGCGCUACCAUCAAUGCCGCUGCGGUCCGGUCGCAAACACCGUACAGCUGCAACGCCGUUGGUGGUGUGGGUGUUACUUUCGCCGAGGACAUGAGCACCAUGCACGCAAAUUUUCCAGAUCUACACCUAUACGUUGACACGCCAUCCCACGGCUUCCCCCCAAGCUACUCGAUUAUGUAUUGUAUUGCAACAGUCGAGUUCAGCGAGCCGGACUUUGGCGCAGGCAACAGACAAACUCGUUUCGCUAUCGCCAAUGUGACUUGGUCGAACAGCAACCUCACUCUGGAGAAGGGUGAUAAUUUCGACACCUUGGGGACGAAAAUUGAUUUGAAUAUUGAGGUGUCGAAUAGAACCAGCCCAGUUCACUAUCCGAUUGGGAAAGACCGGUAUUCGGCCAACCUGGUCAAUCUGAAUGUGAACCCAGCUGUUGGCGUAGAUGAACCCUUCACUGGUGAAUUCAAGCUCACGGCUCAGAAUCCAAACCCAACUUUCACACCGUGCUUCCUUGGUCGUUCCGCUCAUGCUCUCAAAUUUGAAUUCGACAUUCUAGCUGAAACAGUAAACGGUGGUGUCAGCUCUAACGGCUGGAACAUAGACUUUGGUCUCAUUUACGAGGAAUGUCACUGGACUCCAGAGUCAGAUAAUUGGGGAACAACACGGAUCCGAGACUGGGAGAGUUGCAUAUACCGGGAGGCCAGCAACCAGACAAGCAUUAAGAGGGGUCUCCGCAAGAUCCAUUGAAUAUUAGAGUCUGCUUUGAAACAGACUAUAUUGACUCGAGCAUGAAACUACGAAUAGCUUCCACCAAGCUUUCUAGGUCGAGUCUUCGUAGAUCCGAGAAAAUACUAGCGUGUGAUUUAAUUUUGCUCAGACAAUGACCUUUAUAUUUGAAUUUGGUCGAAACAACGGCGUGAACUUACAAGUCCCCCUUUCUUCUCUCCACUGCCCUUCACAGAAGCCCAAGACAAACCAGAAGGCUUGGGAGUUUUUAUAUGCAUGUUGGAAUCACCUAGCAGUUUGAACAUUCCUACCGAUAGCCAUGUGGCCAAGAUU
Xylaria bambusicola is the source of this 1248-nucleotide messenger RNA. RefSeq lists its product as uncharacterized. The record is from RefSeq and is a predicted model, not a curated record. Bases 148 to 936 code for a protein of 262 amino acids. Lineage: Eukaryota; Fungi; Ascomycota; Sordariomycetes; Xylariales; Xylariaceae. The transcript has 6 exons.